AUGACAAACAUCAUACUUGAUACUUAUCCUCAAACCUGCUCACCAAGUGCUUUCCCAGGUACCCCCGGCAAUUUAACCAAGGAGCAGGAGGAAACCCUUUUGCAGUUCAGGUCGAUCUUGCUGAAGAGGAAUUGCAAGGAAAGAUUGGAUGAUUCUACACUGUUGCGAUUUUUAAGAGCAAGGAAGUUCAAUAUCAAUGCUAGUGUCGAAAUGUUUGUAGAAACAGAACGAUGGAGAGAAGAAUAUGGUGCCAACACUAUUAUCGAGGACUAUGAAAAUAACAAGGAAACAGAAGACAAAGAAAGAAUUAAGCUAGCCAAGAUGUACCCCCAGUACUACCACCAUGUUGAUAAGGAUGGAAGACCUUUAUAUUUUGAAGAACUUGGGGGGAUCAACCUAAAUAAAAUGUACAAGAUUACUACCGAGGAACACAUGUUAAGAAAUUUAGUUAAGGAAUAUGAAUUGUUUGCCAGGUAUCGGGUCCCAGCGUGUUCAAGAAGAGCUGGCUACUUGAUUGAGACUUCGUGUACAGUGUUGGAUUUGAAGGGGAUUUCGUUGUCAAAUGCGUACCAUGUUCUUUCUUACAUUAAAGAUGUUGCGGACAUCAGUCAAAACUAUUAUCCCGAGAGGAUAGGGAAGUUUUAUAUUAUACACAGUCCGUUUGGCUUCUCGACCAUGUUCAAGUUGGUCAAACCCUUCUUGGACCCCGUUACAGUGUCGAAAAUCUUCAUCCUUGGCUCUUCUUACAAAAAGGAGUUAUUGAAACAAAUACCUAUAGAGAACUUGCCUAUAAAGUAUGGUGGAACAUCCACCUUGCACAAUCCCAAUGACAGGUUCUACUAUUCUGAUAUUGGUCCCUGGAGAGACCCAGAAUAUAUUGGACCGGAAGGUGAAAUCCCCAACAUCUUUGGUAAAUUCACUGUUACCAACUAA
Molecule: messenger RNA, 933 nt
Organism: Saccharomyces kudriavzevii IFO 1802
Lineage: Eukaryota; Fungi; Ascomycota; Saccharomycetes; Saccharomycetales; Saccharomycetaceae
Product: phosphatidylinositol/phosphatidylcholine-binding protein
Exons: 1
Coding region: 1-933 (310 amino acids)
Source: RefSeq, a predicted model, not a curated record